CGAUCCCAAAAUCUAAAGCUUACAAGAACCGGCAAAGCCGUUCGACUAAAAAUGGCUUCUCGCAACAACUUGGUCGGUUCGAAGACGCUAUCAAUGGUAGCACUGAUCCUCCUGAGCCUGGCACGGCUCUCAGUAGGCGAGCGCCGGGAACUCCAGCUGGAGCAGAUUCCGCCGACCGACGAGCUCUCGUUCCACGGCGGCGCCGUCCUGCAUGGCGACAUCUCCGUCUACAUCAUCUGGUACGGGAACUUCAAGGCGGAGCAGAAGGCCAUUGUGGUCGACUUCAUCGAGUCACUGACGUCCAAACCCGCGGCCUCGACGCCCUCGGUCGCGCAAUGGUGGAACACCAUCUACAAGGUCUACCUGUCCAACGCCACCGCGGGCGGCGACACGCGCUUCCUCCUCGCCAACCAGGUCGCCGACGAGCAGUACUCCCUCGGCAAGUCCCUGACGCUGCUCCAGGUCUUCCAGCUCGCGGCCGGCGCGCUGCCCAAGAAGGGCGCCCUCGCGUUGGUGCUCACAGACCCGGGCGUGGUUGUGGAGGGCUUCUGUAGCGUGCGGUGCGGCCUCCACGGCGCCGACGCGGGCGCCGGGUACGCCUACGCGUGGGCGGGCGACGCCGCGAGCCAGUGCCCCGGGCAGUGCGCGUGGCCGUUCGCGAGGCCGUCGUACGGUCCGCAGGACAAGCCCCUGGGCGCGCCCAACGGCGACGUCGGCGUCGACGGCAUGAUGGUGACGCUCGCCAGCAUGGUCGCCGGCGCGGUGACCAACCCAUUCCGCGACGCCUACUACCAGGGCGAGAAGGACGCCGCGCUGGAGGCAAGCACAGCGUGCGCCGGGGUGUACGGCAGUGGCUCGUACCCCGGGUACGCCGGGAACGUGCCGGUCGACAAGGCAACCGGGAGCAGCUACAAUGCCAUUGGCGCCGGCGGGCACAAGUACCUGCUCCCCGCUGUCUACGACCCGGCGAAGCCUGGUUGCUCUACUUUGGUGUAGAGCCGCAGACGGGGAGGAAAAUGAUUGCACCGAAGGAGUAAAUAUUACUAUUACUGCGAUUUGUUGUUCUUAUUCAAGCUCAUAUGGGAAUAAAGUACGCAAUGGAUCUUCAGUGAAACGGAUGUUGCCAUUAUGUGGGACUGUGGAAGAUCAAAGGAUCGCAAGGAAUGGGGAAAUCAAGAGGAUGAAACAAGAUAACAGAGGAAUCAUCGGAGACCACGAGAUCAGCCUUUGGAUAAAGAAAAGAAAAGAAAUUUCGCGGCCGAUGUUGCCUUAUGUCA
Molecule: messenger RNA, 1277 nt
Organism: Phragmites australis (common reed)
Lineage: Eukaryota; Viridiplantae; Streptophyta; Magnoliopsida; Poales; Poaceae
Product: protein PHOSPHATE-INDUCED 1-like
Exons: 1
Coding region: 52-996 (314 amino acids)
Source: RefSeq, a predicted model, not a curated record